Messenger RNA from Ahaetulla prasina, 2220 nucleotides. Its product is annotated as cornifin-A-like. The coding region runs from base 142 to 876 and encodes 244 amino acids. Lineage: Eukaryota; Metazoa; Chordata; Lepidosauria; Squamata; Colubridae. The transcript is spliced from 2 exons. The record is from RefSeq and is a predicted model, not a curated record.
GUGAAAAGUUAGAGUCACCCUGAUUUGCACACCCUAUCAGAAGGGCUGGGCUUGGGGACGAUAUAAAAGUGUUUGACAUCAGGGAACGACCUAAUUCCUUCCAGCAUUAUCUCGGAGACCUGUCAGGUUUUUGGAGUGAAAAUGGCGUCUUCCCAGCACCAGCACCAACGCAAGCAAGCUCCCACUUUGCCACCUGAAGUCUGCAAGACAGCGCCGUGCCCACCGGAGCAGCAAUGCAAGCAACCCAUAAUUGUGGACGUGCCAACUCCACAUGUGCCAGAGCCUAAGCCGUGUCCCCCACAGGAGCCGCCGGUGGUGGUCAUCCCGUGUCCAGAGCCUAAGCCCUGUCCUCCAAAGGAGCCUCCGUGCAAGGAGCCACCGGUGGUGGUCAUCCCGUGUCCAGAGCCUAAGCCCUGUCCUCCAAAGGAGCCUCCGUGCAAGGAGCCACCAGCUCCAACCCCACAUCCUCCGCAGGAGGAACAGUGUUGUCAACAGAAAUCUCAAAGCAAGGAGCCACCAGUCAUCCCAACUCCAUGCCCGGAGCCCAAAUCACCACAAGAGCCUCCAUGCAAAGAGCCACCAGCACCAACUCCAUGUUCUCCUAAAGAACCAGAACCGUGUCCUCCAAAGGAGCCAACUCCAGAUUGCCAACAGAAGACUCAAAGCAAGCAGCCUCCAACUCCGUGCCCGGAACCCAAGCCGUGUCCUCCAAAAGAACCUCCAUGCAAGGAGCCACCAGUCGUGGUCAUCCCAACUCCGUGCCCGGAACCCAAGCCGUGUCCUCCAAAAGAACCUCCAUGCAAGGAGCCGCCUCUCUGUGACCAGCAGCAGCAGCAGAAGAAGCAGCCGUGUUCAUGGCCGCCCCAGAAUAAAUGAGCAAGUCAGCGAAGAAUCCAUCUCUCCAAGUCUACAUCUUACCACGUCAAACAUACCUCACCUUUGUGUUCCUCUGAAAUGCUUUAAGAAAUUCUUCUAACGUUGCAGAAGUCUCACCCGUAGGGGAAUUAUAGCAAAUGAUAAUAUCAUGUCCAUAAAUGUGAUUAUGUUUCAAUUUCCAACCAGAGUGGAUUUUUCAAUAGAGGUGCAAUAUAGUCUCACGUUUUCUCUUUAUGUUAACCAUACUGUUGCAUUUAUUCUACUUUAACAGUCAAAUAUUCCUGAGAGUCUCACUCGUCUGUAAAGUUUGUAAUUACUUCUUAUUCUUUGUACCAUUUAUAUAUUCCCCCAAAGGAGGUGUGAUGGGGGACUCGGUUGAUUUUUCCACACCAAGAUUUUUCCAAGAACACGGCAGGGUUGGGUGUCAGUGAAACGCAAAGCUAGCUUAGACCCUCCAAGGCAGUGGUGGGAUUCAGCCAGUUCUCACCACUUCGGGAGAACCGGUUGUUAACUGUCUGAGCAGUUUGGCAAACUGGUUGUUGGAAGAAAUCAUUAGGGCAGAGAACUGGUUGUUAAAUUACUUGAAUCCCACCACUGCUCCAAGGGUGGACUAUGAGAAGCGAGAAGUGUUAUUUUAAGCUCCUCCCCUUCGCUAUCAGGAGAGACGUAGUCUAGUCAGCUAUUUGCCCCACACUUUAGAUAAGACAAAUUCCUAGGUCAACCAGCGUGGCCGAUCUGCUCGCUGUAGAGAAGUAACUGUGGGUUGGUGGAUCUCCAGAGGUUGAUAGACUAUCAUUGGACCUGUGGUCCUAUUGGCUAGGAUGGGUAGAAAUUGGACUACAAACCAUAUCCCUAGGGCCAUAAAUUCUUCACCUUGGUUUGGAAAGUCCAACAGACCUUUAGAUCCUGCAAGAUGUCCUUCGAAAGGACCUCAGGUGUCUUCUGGAAUGACAAGACCCAUCAGAAAAUGCUGGGAAGUUCUUUAAUCUUCAGGGUGAAGGUCAGGAAAAACUCAACCUCUCAGCUUCCAAUGGAAUAUUGGGGAAAGGACGAAACUUUUCAAGGUUUCUCAAUCGGAGUGAACACCCCCCCAAAAUCAUUAACCUUCACAAAAUCAUGGGUUUCAGUACAGUAAACGCAGGUUUAAUUUUAAUUUUUUAAAUCGUGAACUGGCUUGCAGGAAGCUGACUUUGCCGGAUGACACCUGUAUCAUGACUGGGUGGCAAGAGUGUCUCCUCUUCAUGGAGCCAACGUGUUGCCGUAAAGGCGCUGAGUCCUCACACUUCCGAAUGUAUCUUUAACCAACUUGUAAAUAAAUUGAACGAAUAAAGGAAAAAUGAUGAA